Messenger RNA from Chelmon rostratus (copperband butterflyfish), 591 nucleotides. Its product is annotated as cysteine-rich venom protein Cau1. The transcript has 7 exons. NCBI's taxonomy places the organism in Eukaryota, Metazoa, Chordata, Actinopteri, Chaetodontiformes, Chaetodontidae. The record is from RefSeq and is a predicted model, not a curated record.
AUGUUUGCUCUCCUGAUUUGUAUCUUGACGCUGCAUCUGGUGCACUCUGCCUGUGUCGUGCAAGCGGUUCAGGCUGAGAUUGUUGACCUUCACGACGCCUUCAGGAGAGCGGUUCAGCCUCCUGCUUCUGACAUGCUGAUAAUGGUCAGUCCCGCUUUCUACUCACACCCAUUAAUCUGUGCUGCCACGUGUUUCAUCACUACCUGGCACAGCGAGGUGUCACACUACCUGUAUCCCAAUGGCUCCACCAACGGACAAUCUAUUGGUCACUACACACAGGUAACAUUUACCUGUUCCUAGAAAAAUGAUGUUGGCUGUAGCGUGAUGUCGUGCCAUAACAACAUCUAUUUCUAUGGUUGCCAUUAUUUCCAAGCGAAACUCAGGGGAUGGCGUCCUCACAAGGCUGGACCCCAGUGUGCUUCCUGUCCCGAUAACUGUGAAGACAACCUCUGCACCAACCCCUGUCCUGAUAUAAACCACUUUAUCAACUGUCCAGUCUUGAAACACAUGUUUGGAUGUGAUAAUAAGAUGGUGUAUUGCUGGUGUCCUGCUUCAUGCAAAUGCACCAAUAAAAUCCUCCCAAUGGCCUAA